Clonostachys rhizophaga is the source of this 2916-nucleotide messenger RNA. Lineage: Eukaryota; Fungi; Ascomycota; Sordariomycetes; Hypocreales; Bionectriaceae. The record is from the annotation of a GenBank genome assembly.
AUGGCUACAAAUGGCGACCAGCAGGCAUUUGCGCCAGCAGAUGUCCUGGCUGCUGUCCUGACUUUGAGGGGCGGGGAGCAACAAGCGAAAGAGAAGGCUCACGAGUACCUUCAAAGCUUCCAGAAGUCGAAAGAGUCUUGGGGCACCGUCGUUGGCAUCUUGCAGUCAGACGCAGAGCCCGAGGCGACUUUGUUUGCUGCAAUCACACUCCGCGGAAAGAUAACUUACGAUCUUGCUACCCAGAUCCCGCCAAGCCAGCAUGAAUCCCUCCGGGACCAGAUCCUCCUUCUCUUACAGCGGUACGCCGCCGGACCAAAGCCGAUUCGAGUGCAGCUUUGCGUAUGUCUCGCGAUUUUGGCUAUUCAGAUGAAGGACUGGAACGACGUGCUUUCCUUGGUGGUAGGGUCACUGAACAACAACCCAGAGAGCCAUGCCGCCAUUCUGGACUUUCUGCGGGUUCUUCCAGAAGAGGUCACCGAAGGUCGCAAAAUUACCUUGUCUGAAGAAGAUCUCGCAGCACGGACACAGGUCUUGUUGGCUGAUAAUGCCGACAGAGUUGUACAGCUCUUGAUCAACUACGCGCAGUCAUCUCCUACGGCUGCACGAAACCCUCAAUUGAUGGAAUGCUUGACAUCCUGGCUCAGGGAAGUGCCUGUUAGGACAGUUGCUAAUUCACCACUCUUGGACAUCGUAUUUAACGGCGUAUCAAGCGAAGACUGUACCCAAGAAGCUGGCGAGGCUCUCUGCACCAUGCUCAGAGAGACUUCCGACGUUGAGGAGAGCCAAGACGUGAUCGAAAUCCUCUUCCCUCGCGUUCUCACCCUUCGAUCUCAGAUUGACAAGAUAGUCGAGGAAGAGGAUACGGAGCGAUUCAAGUCACUAACAAAGAUUUUUGCUACGGCUGCGGAAAGCUGGGUUGUCGCCACUGCGCGCCAGCCUGCGCACUUCAGGCCAUUGGUGGAUAUCGUUCUCGAAUGCGCAUCCAAGGACAAGGACAAGGACGUUAUCGAGCACACAUUCAACUUUUGGUACGAUCUCAAACAGUACAUCGUGCUGGACAGAUAUGUUGAGAGUAGGGCGAGUUUUGCUGAGGUAUAUUCCAAGUUGGUGGAUAUACUUUUGAGUCAUCUUCAAUAUCCACAGCCUGAAGGCGGCAAUGAGGCGGAUCUAUUCGAAGGGGACAGGGAGCAAGAAGAGAAAUUCCGCGAGUUCCGCCAUAUGAUGGGUGACACACUCAAGGAUGCGUGUGAAGUUCUCGGGGUCACCGAAUGCUUGACCAAGGUCCUCCAUUCCAUCCAGCUCUGGAUGCAGAAGUACGCCAGCCAAGUUGCCGAUACCGUUGUACCGCACUGGCAGGAAUUGGAGGCACCACUGUUCGCUGUACGGGCUCUUGGUAAGAUGGUCGAUAGCAACGAGGAUGUUGUGCUACCCCAGCUCAUGCCACUCCUCGUUCAGAUCCCCAGCCACGAGAAACUGCGAUUUGCAACGAUCAUGGUCCUUGGCCGGUAUACUGAAUGGACCGCGGCGCACCCAGAGUAUCUUGAGUCUCAGUUCUCCUACAUUGUUUCCUCCUUCAAUACCGACUCGAAAGAAAUUGUUCGGGCCGCUGCUCUUUCGAUUAAAUUCUUCUGUACCGACUGCAAGUAUUUACUCAGCAACCAAGUCUUGCAACUCCAGACCUUUUACGACUCUGUCCUAGACAAGCUGCCAGAUUUUAGUAAGGAGGAAAUUACUGAGGGGGUGGCAAAUGUGGUUGCUGUUCAGCCAGUCGAAGAAGUCUACCGCCUACUCAAGCUAUACUGCGACCCUCUCGUCCAUCGACUGAUGGAGAAGGCCAACCACAUCACAGAUGAUGAUAGCAAGUUGGCUCUCGCAGAUCACCUUCAACUCAUCACCAUAUUUGUUCAGAACGUGAUUCCAUCAGUGAACCCCGGCCAAGAAAACCCAGCCGUCAAAUAUUGGCAGGAGGUCUUCCCCAUUCUGGCAACUGUAUUGGACAACUUUUUAAGUUUCACCCCAAUUUGCGAACGAGUUUGCAGAUGCUGGCGAAGCAUGAUCAUCUCGUACCGCACAGCCAUGUCGCCCUUACUCCCCGAAAUGGCCAACAAGCUCGCACACGGAUUCACAACUUCCCGGGAGGGAUGCUUCCUUUGGGUAACAUCUGCGAUACUGAGAGAGUUUUCAGAGGACCGGGAGCAUGUCGACCAAAAUACAACGAACAGCAUUUACUCCUUUUUCGAAGCUCAGGCAACGACGUUCUUGCGGGUUAUGACUCAGCUGCAGCCUAAGGAACUCCCUGAUGUCAUCGAUGACUUCUUCCGGCUCCUAAUUGACGCACUGCUCUACUACUCACAACGACUCAUCCCAUCCCAGCUUAUGGGCCCAAUCUUCGAGGCUGCUGUAUAUGCUCUGACACUAGAGCAACGCGAUCCGCUCACAUCUACUCUUCACUUCUUACGAGAUUUCUUAUCCUAUGGUGGUGACAAUCCCGCCACUAGCGACAGAAUUCCAGAACCUGCUGCAACGCAAAUCCGGGAGUUCGUCAAGACCAUUUUGCUUCAGCAGGGGCCUAAUCUUGUAAAGCAAGUGAUGGCUGGGAUGAUGAUUACCUUCCCACGAGAUUGCUUUGCUGAUGGGAGCGGAGUUCUCCUUGCUCUGUUUGAGCUCCUCCCUUCCCAAACGACUGAGUGGGUGUCGCACACGAUCCAAUUACUGCCAGAAGGUACUGUGUCCCCUGUGGAGGCCGACCGUUUGAUGAGCAAAAUCAGGGAGAAGCUUCAGAGCUCCGAUGCCGGUGGGGUGCGGGCUGUUCGCGUUCUGCUUCAGGAUUUCACCAAUACAUAUCGACGCAGGAAUGUAGCACCUCGCGAUGGACUUGGUCAACUCGAAGCUACGCGAUUCCAAUUUUCAGGCUGA